Lactuca sativa (garden lettuce) is the source of this 1587-nucleotide messenger RNA. The record is from RefSeq and is a predicted model, not a curated record. Lineage: Eukaryota; Viridiplantae; Streptophyta; Magnoliopsida; Asterales; Asteraceae.
AUGUGUGACGAUACCGGCCCGGGACUUGUGCAACCCACAAUUCCUGCUACUGCUACUUUCGAACUAAAGGGCCACAUACUCACUCAACUAAAGGAGAUUCCUUUCUAUGGAAAAUACCACGAAGAUGCUUACAAGCACAUGGAUGAAGUCAAUGAUGUAGCUGAUUACAUUAUUGUUCCAAAUUUGCCUCACGAGACCCAGCUACUUCGCAUGCUUCCAGUUACAUUCAAGGGUGCUACAAGAGAUUGGCUCGAGUCACUCCCUCCCGGGUCGGUCACCACAUGGGCUAAGAUGAAAGAAGAAUUUGUUGACCACUUUUGCCCACCUUCUAAAAUAGCCAAGUUGAAGAAGGCCAUUGCAAACUUUGAACAGCAAGCUGGAAAGUCACUAUAUGAAGCUUGGGAGAGGGGACCUCACUUAACUAAAGAGUGUGACUUGGAUGAGAAUGGAAACAAAAAUUGGAAACCCAAAAAAGAAUGGCUCCUGUAUGAAGAAUACAAAAAGGCAAAGGAAGAUAAAUACAAGCAAAAAGAGAGGGGCUUCUAUCAAAAGGAAGAACCAGUUGUGGAAAAAAGAGCCAAUUUAGAAGAGAUGUUGACAAGAUUUAUAGCCGCGUCCGGGAAAAGACACAAUGAUCAUGAUGCUGCAACACAAGAGACCAGAACAAUACUUAGGAAUCAGCAAGCAUCUAUUCUCAACAUUGAAAAACAGCUUGGGAAACUGGCACACCAAGUGAACGAGAGAAGACCGGGUGAACUUCCAAGUAAAACCGAGAAUAAUCUGAGAAUGGAGAAUGUGAAUGUUAUAACAUUUAGUUAUGGGGAAGUUUUCACUCCUCUGACCCCUGCACAGAAGUUCUCAACUAAGACUUACAGGCCACCUUUGCCAUUUCCAAUUCGUGCCAUGCCUGAUGAAAAGGUUAAAGCAUACAGAACUUUCAUGGAACAUGUUAAAUCCCUUCAAGUCAACAUCCCAUUUGCUGAAACGAUGCUUCAAACACCUAAAUAUUUAAACUUGCUUAAGGGUCUCUUUGCUGCUAGAAAAGAUAUGGCUGAAGUAGUGGAGUUAGUAUUAGAUGAGCUACCAGAAAAGAAGGGUGAUCCGGGAAGCAUCUCAAUUCCUUGUCAAUUUGGACAUAUACUUGCUACUCAAGCAUUGACCGAUUCGGGUGCAAGUAUUAACCUAAUGCCUUUUUCUUUCUUCAAGAAGUUGAAUCUGCUGGAGCCAAAGCCUAUUAAUAUGAAGAUCAAUCUAGCGUACAAGACAAUCAUUCGUCGAAGAGGUGUUUGUGAAGAUAUUCUCAUAAAAGUGGACAAAUUUGUAUUCCCCGUGGAUUUUGUAGUGCUGGACAUGGAAGAAGACCCCAAAAUUCCAAUUAUUUUGGGAAGACCAUUUUUGAAUACCACAUGUGCAUUGAUAGAUGUAUGCGAGUCCACACUAACAUUGAGGGUAGGAGAUGAAUCAGCAGUGUUUAAGACUAUACAAGAGGUUAAGCAAGAAGAAACAAGAGAAGAAGAAAUUUCCUACAUUGAUUUGGAUGAUGCAAUCUACAAAAAGAACUUACACUCUUACAAAAAGAAGAUCUAA